Messenger RNA from Paraglomus occultum, 708 nucleotides. Lineage: Eukaryota; Fungi; Glomeromycota; Glomeromycetes; Paraglomerales; Paraglomeraceae. The record is from the annotation of a GenBank genome assembly.
UGUCAACAAAUAAUAAUAAGGAUGCUGGUACUACGUUAGGCUCCUCUGCAAGCAUUUCAUACUCAACUCGCACAGCAAACAGUCAAAGUGAAUCUUCAAAGCCUCAACCAGAAUCCAGAGGAUCACAAAUACCUUCAGGCAUUAAUACUGAUGGCCCACCAUUACAGGCAAAAACCACGGAUGUCCCUCAGAACGUACUAUCACUGAUUCUUAACGAUGAACAAACUCAGUGGAUAUUAAAUACUGCAGGGAUGAUGUUAUGCAGGGAGCUUGAAAUAAAGACAUCUCCUAAGAGCUUUCUUAAUUUACUUUAUCGAGGUAGUCGUGAUGGUUAUAGACCAAGUGCUUUCCAUAAGUUGUGUGAUAAUCAAGGGCCUACUAUUGCAGUCAUUAGAACCAAGGAAAAUAAUGAGAUAAUUGGAGGAUAUAAUCCCACAAGUUGGAACAGAAAGAAUAAGGGAUUUACACAGACUUUUCAUAGUUUUCUAUUUGCAGUGAAGUCGAAUAGGAAUGUUGUAAGUUUCUGUCAAUCACCUGCCACUGCUGUUCGUAAUGGAACAAGUUAUGGGCCAACUUUUGGCAGGGAUUUAGUUCUUAAUGGUAACUUUUUAUAUUCUGCCAAUACUACAACUAAAGAUUCAUAUGGUAUAGCUAUUAGAGACAGUAGUGAACCAUUUGCUGUGGAUGAGAUUGAAGUGUUUAAAUUUG